Messenger RNA from Corticium candelabrum, 1403 nucleotides. RefSeq names its product RNA-binding protein, mRNA-processing factor 2a-like. Bases 136 to 891 code for a protein of 251 amino acids. The record is from RefSeq and is a predicted model, not a curated record. The transcript has 9 exons. Gene Ontology annotation, molecular function: RNA binding. Lineage: Eukaryota; Metazoa; Porifera; Homoscleromorpha; Homosclerophorida; Plakinidae.
UCGUUACGUCCGCCUUCACGUGCGUGUUCAUCCGGCAUCUAUCUUGUUGCACAGUUCUUCAGCCUUCUGCACAUUUGCACUAGCGCUAGUCUGGAGCGGCAUAUCGCACUUUCCACCGUCACGUCACGACCAUCCAUGCUACUAGUAAUGGAUGGGGAUCGUGAAGAGGCUACAGCUCAAGCCAAUCCCGACGUUGCAGAGGCUGCGGAGUGUGCAAGAGACGAAGAAAUCCGUACUCUGUUCGUGUCAGGACUUCCUCUCGAUGUGAAGCCGAGGGAAUUGUACCUUCUGUUUCGGUGUUUCAAGGACUAUGAGCAAUCGUUGCUGAAAUUGACGGGGAAACCUGGCAGACCUCCAAUGCCGGUAGCGUUUGUCACGUUUGAAAAUAGAGCCGGCGCUGAGGAAGCCAAAGCUGCUCUCCAGGGCCAGAAAUUUGAUCCCGAUCUCCCACAGACCCUUAGACUAGAAUUUGCACGUUCUAAUACAAAAGUAGCUGUGAGAAGACACUUUGCUGGUGGGCCAGUUCCAAUGGGAAUACCGACAGGACCAGCCAGAUUUCAGCACACUCAUUCUUAUCCUGUAAAUAGCUAUGUUCCCGCUCCUCCUAGUGAAGGCUGGGUGCAACAUCAAGGAAUCCCCAUAGGUGAAUUAGGAGUUCCUCAACCUAUGCAACUACAUCAAAUGCCCAUGGGCGCACUGCCAAGUCCCACCUCUGCAACUUCUGUUGGAGCAGCACAUCCAUGUUCGACACUAUUUGUAGCCAAUAUCAGUCCCUUUGCUACGGAACAAGAUAUGAAAGAACUAUUUCAAAGGUAUCCUGGAUUUAAAAGGGCUCGACUAUAUUCUAAAGGAGGUUUACCAGUAUGUUUUGUAGAUUUCCAGGUAAGCUAGUAUCGUCGCUACAGGAACUGUGCCUUUUUGUAUGUGCUUGUUGAAAUUAGGCUUUCUUUAGCAGUUGCUAUUGCUUAUUUAAUUAAAAUUUGAUAGACACACAGACAGUGACAGUGGAGUUUAGAACAACAUAAUCAGAAAAGAUUGUAUGAGACAAUGGAUAACAUGGAAAAGCUGAUGUACAAGUAGAUAUGAUGAGUGGAUCAAAGGCCAAAGUGAACAGGCAAACUUACUGAGUGACUAAUGACAGAGGGCCGUAGGAGCCAGUACCACUUUUUUUCUAGAGUGAACCUCCAACAGAGGCCUAUUUCAGGGCCAUACAGAAAUCGGUUCUGUUGGUCUGGUUCUAAUUGGUCAAACCAUCCCGAACCAUCUUUCAAACACUGUACUUCUGACAGUCGAUGAUUGCCCAACAGUUCCUGUUGAAAAUAUUGGUGAUUAAGUAACUAAUAUUUAUAGUUAAAAAGUAAACUACAAUCUUGACUUAAUUAAUCAAUUGCUAUUUGGGCUGC